AUGACGUUUUCUCAAGUAAAAGAUUCCGGAGGUAAAAUAGUCCCCCGUUCGGAUCUCCGGGUGGGGACUACUAGAGAAGAAAGAAUGGUCAAGAAAAGUAGACAAGAUAGAAAAAUAGCAACCUGGAAUGUACGAACCCUAUUACAAUUUGGGAAACUGGAUAAUCUAAAAAUAGAAAUGGCAAGGAUGAGCAUUGAUAUUCUAGAAAUUUCGGAAGUAAGAUGGCUUGAAACUGGAGAUAUAUGGAGUGGAAAUUAUAGAUUUAUAUACUCAGGCACAUCUGUUAAGUACCCUGGAAGGGGAGGAGUUGGCAUAAUGCUUAGAAAGGACAUUGGAAAGAAAGUGAAAAGUUACGUGCAGUACAGUGAAAGGAUUAUUCUUGUUAAAAUAGAAACCAAACCAAAAGACACAAUCAUAGUACAAGUCUAUAUGCCAACCUCCAACAGUAAUGAUAGCCAAGUAGAAGAAGUAUACGAACAAAUAGAGAAAGCUAUUGAUACAAUCAAAGGAGAAGAAAAUCUGAUCAUCAUGGGAGACUGGAACGCAAUAGUAGGAGAAGGAAAAGGAGAAAGAAAUAUUAUGGGAAAAUAUGGUCUGAGAAAAAGGAAUGAUCGGGGAGAUAGACUGGUGGAAUUUUGUGCAAAACAUGAUCUGAUAAUAACGAAUACAUGUUUCAAUCAUCACCCAAGGAGAAGGUACACAUGGAAAAUGCCAGGAGAUGUGGGAAGGUAUCAAAUUGAUUUCAUCAUGGUAAAAAAUAGAUUUAAAAACCAAGUCAAAGAUAGUCAGAGUUAUCCUGGUGCGGAUAUAGACAGUGACCACAAUUUGGUCAUGAUGAAAUGCAAUCUCAAUUUUAAAAAAAUUAAAAGGAGAGGAAACACCAAUCGAUGGCAAACUAGUAAACUAAAGGAAGAAAAAGUAAAUGAAAAGUUUAAAGAAUACACAAAUAAAAUAAAAACACAUGAAGAACAGGACAUUAACACCAGGUGGACUUCCUUGAGAGAAACAACUACAAAUGCAGCAACUGAGAUAAUGAAAGAAACAAAAAGCACAUUACCGAGGAAAGAAUGGAUAACACCAGAGAUUAUUGAAAUGAUAGAAGAGAGAAGGAAGUAUAAAAACUUAAACACUAAUGAAUAUCAAAAGAGAUACAGGACUUUAAGAAACUUGAUCAUAAGGAAAUCAAAAACAGCAAAAGAAAAAUAUCUAGAAGGAAAGUGCGAGGAAAUAGACAUUUUGAUACGAAUGGGCAAGAUAGAGGAAGCAUAUAAAACAGUAAAAAGGUUCUUCGGAGUACGUACACUCAAAAAUGGAGCAAUAGAAAAUAAAGAAGGAGAGAUAAUUUAUGAACAGGAACAGGUUGUAGAUAGAUGGAAAGAAUACAUAGAAACACUAUACAAAGAAGAAGAACUGUUUGUUACAGACUUAGAAAAGAUAAACGACAAUGAGCAAGAUGAAGAAUAUGUAGAAUAUCCAAUAUUAAGAGAAGAAUUUGACAAAGCAUUAAGAGACUUAAAACCAAAGAAAGCACCGGGAAUAGAUGGGAUCUAG
Molecule: messenger RNA, 1551 nt
Organism: Sipha flava (yellow sugarcane aphid)
Lineage: Eukaryota; Metazoa; Arthropoda; Insecta; Hemiptera; Aphididae
Product: craniofacial development protein 2-like
Exons: 1
Coding region: 1-1551 (516 amino acids)
Biological process (GO): chromatin remodeling
Cellular component (GO): nucleus
Molecular function (GO): catalytic activity
Source: RefSeq, a predicted model, not a curated record